Messenger RNA from Exophiala spinifera, 1572 nucleotides. RefSeq lists its product as uncharacterized. The transcript has 3 exons. The record is from RefSeq and is a predicted model, not a curated record. Bases 1 to 1572 code for a protein of 523 amino acids. NCBI's taxonomy places the organism in Eukaryota, Fungi, Ascomycota, Eurotiomycetes, Chaetothyriales, Herpotrichiellaceae. Gene Ontology annotation, molecular function: monooxygenase activity; oxidoreductase activity, acting on paired donors, with incorporation or reduction of molecular oxygen; iron ion binding.
AUGGCACCAGCGACUCACUCGGAAAAGGCUGCGUUGUUCUCCCAGCUGCGGACACUCGCCGUCAGCUACCCACUGCAGCUCGUUGCUGCCUUUAUCGUUCUUCGCCUGUUCUGGAACAAGUUUCAACGGCACCUGGUAUCGAUUCCAGGGCCGCCGGUGGCCGCCUACACCAAGUUCUGGAGACUGUACGACGUCUGGAAGGGAAAGGCGCACCUGACCGCAGUAGAGCUGCAUCGAAAGUACGGCACUCUGGUCCGCAUCGCGCCGAACCAUGUCUCCAUCGCCGACCCGGCCUACAUCCCCGUCAUCUACAACAUCAAGGAGAACUUUACAAAGUCGGCAUUCUACCCCAUCCAAUGCGUGUCGUGGAAGAAGAAGCCCGAGAUGAACCUGUUCUCGACGCGAGACCCGCACUACCACAGAGUGGAGAAACGCAAGGUCGGCGCCGCGUACAGUCUGCCCAACCUUCUCGAGUCGGAAGAGGCGAUCGACUCGUGCAUCGCGCUGUUCAUGCAGAAGCUCGACGAGUUCGCGAAGAUCCGAAAACCCGUCGACCUGGGUGCCUGGCUGCAGUACUUUGCGUUUGACGUCGUCGGCGAGGUCACGUUCGCGAGCAAACUGGGCUUCUUGGACCAAGGACGGGACGUGGACGGCAUGAUGAAGGCGAUCGAAGGCAUGCUCACCUACGCUGCUCUGUGCGGGCAGGUGCCCGAGUACCACAAGUACCUUUUGGGCAACCCGUUGUUUUCCAUGUUGAUGCCGGCCAUGGAAACGUGGAAUCAGGUGCUCGUUUUCACGCUCAAGGCGAUCAACGGACGGGCGUCGAUCAAGCGGGACGGAGAACUCAUCAACGCCGACGUCGAGGGCCGAGAUAUGCUCUCUAGAUGGGCGUACGUCAAGUCCUCGGAUCCGCUGAAGAUGAGUACCCGGGACAUCAUUGUCCACUUGUCGACAAACGUCUUCGCAGGGAGCGACACCACGGCAAUCGCGCUUCGAGCAGUGAUUUACUACCUGUGCCGCAACCCAAAAUGUAUGGCCAGGGUGGUCGAAGAGAUCGACGCGGCCGACAAGGCAGGCAAACUGAGCACGCCCAUCAAGUACAAGGAGUCCACGAAUGACCUGCCGUAUUACAACGCCGUGUUGAAGGAAUCCAUGCGCAUCCACCCGUCGGUCGGGUUGCUGAUGGAACGCCACGUCCCUGCCGAGGGCAUCGAGAUCGACGGUCACUUCAUCCCCGGCGGCACCAUCGUCGGCAUCAACCCGUGGGUGACGAAUCGAGAUCCCGCCGUGUUCCCUGACCCGGACGAAUUCAAACCCGAGCGGUGGCUGGAAGCCUCCGAGGCACAGCUGAAGCAGAUGGACAACAUUCUCGAAUUGAACUUUGGCGGAGGGAGCAGGAAGUGCAUUGGUCGGAAUAUCUCAAUGAUCGAAAUGCAAAAAGUCGUCCCACAAUUACUCCGAGAGUUUAGGGUGGAAUUGACUCAUCCAGAGAAGGAAUGGCAUAUUUGUAACCAUUGGUUCGUACAGCAGGAAGGCGUGAUUUGUACCCUGAUGAGACGGACAACGGGUUGA